AUGUUAGAGCAAGGUAUAAUUCGUCCGUCAGAAUCUGCAUGGAGCUCUCCCAUCUGGAUAGUUCCUAAAAAGGUUGAUGCUUCUGGCAAGACUAAAUGGCGACUCGUAGUCGACUUUAGGAAGCUAAAUGAAAAAACCAUUAGUGAUAAAUACCCAAUACCGAAUAUAUCGGAUGUACUAGAUAAGUUAGGAAAUUGCCAAUAUUUUACAACCUUGGAUUUAGCCAGUGGAAUUUACCAGGUCGAAAUGAACCCUAGUGACAUACCGAAAACAGCAUUCAACGUUGAACAUGGGCAUUUCGAGUUCUUGCGGAUGCCCAUGGGCCUGAAGAACUCGCCAUCCACGUUUCAGCGUGUCAUGGAUAACGUGCUCCGUGACCUACAAAAUACAGUUUGUCUCGUGUACUUAGACGAUAUUAUUGUGUUCAGCACUUCCUUGCAAGAACACAUGGUAAAUCUUGAGAAAGUAUUUCAGAAACUACGGGAAUCCAACUUUAAAUUACAAAUGGAUAAAUCCGAGUUUCUUAAAUUGGAAACCGCUUAUUUAGGACAUAUAAUUAGUAAAGAUGGCAUUAAGCCAAAUCCUAGUAAAAUAUCAGCCAUAGAAAAGUAUCCAUUACCCAAAACCGCAAAAGAGAUUAAACAGUUUUUAGGCCUUAUAGGUUAUUAUCGGAAGUUCAUCCCAGACUUUGCUCGAACUACUAAACCUCUGACACAAUGCCUAAAAAAGGGACGAAAAAUAACUCUUGACACAGACUAUAUUAACUGCUUCGAAAAGUGCAAGACUCUCCUGACUAACGACCCAAUCCUUCAAUAUCCUGACUUCAACAAAGAAUUCAUCCUGACCACUGACGCAUCCAAUGUAGCGAUAGGAGCCAUCCUAUCUCAGGGACCCAUAGGAUCAGACAAACCUGUAUGUUACGCUUCUAGAACUCUAAAUGAGAGCGAAGUGAACUACAGCACUAUAGAGAAAGAACUCCUUGCCAUCGUGUGGGCAACCAAGUACUUUAGACCCUACCUAUUUGGCCGUACUUUUAAAAUCUUAACUGAUCAUAAACCCCUUCAGUGGGUAAUGAAUCUUAAGGAACCGAACUCACGACUUACUAGGUGGAAAUUAAAAUUAAGCGAAUACGAUUUUUCUGUUAUAUAUAAAAAAGGAAAAAAUAACACCAAUGCCGAUGCGCUUUCCCGGGUGGAAAUACAUAACGAAGAAUCGUGUUCUAUGUUAGCUAACCCAUCAAACUACAAGAACAGACUUGAUAAUGACACCAACUUACUGUACGAAUUACAAAUGGACUAUCUUUCUAGCAAACUAGACAAAGUAUUAUUACAACUAAAUAGCUUAGAGCCUAGUCGCACUAAGAGAGGUCUAGUAGACGGAUUAGGCUCAGUGAUCAAAAGCGUAACCGGUAAUCUAGAUUAUUUAGAUGCCGCGAAAUAUAAUAAUGCCAUAAAAGUUUUAAAGGAUAACCAAGAUAGGAUCGAAUCUGAAUUCAAUAGUCACAUUAGCAUUAGUAAAGAGUGGAUGUUACAACAUAAUAGUGUGAUAUCCCAGAUAAUUGAAAACGAGAACAAAAUUAACUCAACGCUUAUCCAAUUACUAGAUAGAGCCGCUUAUAGAGAUAGUAGCCUCAUCAAGUAUGCUAAGUUUGCCCAACUACUCACAAUCUUAACAGAAAAUAUCGAUGAUAUGCUCAAUGAGCUUAAUAGGAUAGAAAAUAUAUUAGCAUUUAGUCGUGCAUCGAGCACCCACCAUUCUACGUUAAGUGUUAAGGUAAUUAAGUCUAUGUUAGUAAGAUUAAGACAAAUUUAUGAUAAGGAACAUGUAUUAAAUUUAGAGACUAGAGAAUAUUACGAUAUCAUUAAGUCAGGUUAUUAUUUUACAGAAAAUCAAAUAGUAAUUGUUCUAAAAUUCCCUGUUAUUUCCAAAGACACCUUCGACCUAUUCCGCUUAUCCAUUGUACCUAACAAAAACCACCAAUCUAUUAUUCCACCCUAUCCUUUAAUAGCAACUAAUAGAGAAAAAUUCGUGUACAUGGAGACAGAAUGUCCGAAGUUGAGUAAUCGGUACCUAUGCGAAAAGGAAACGAACACCCAAAUUCGAACACAAUCCGACUGUAUCCAGAACCUCAUCAUCAAUCAGUCUAUAGCGACAUCCUGUAAGAUAACCGACAUUGCACUAUCAAAAGAAGCCAUGGAACGUCUUGACGACAAGCACUACACCAUUUCUUUCCCUCAACCAACUAAAGUCCAUACAGUAUGCGGGCGUGAAGAUAUUACUACAUUACAGGGUAGUUACUUAGCCACAAUACCAAUUAAUUGCUUCCUGCGAACACAAGAAUUCACCAUCACCAAUAUUAACGAUCAAGUAGAAGGCCAUCCACUGAAACUAAUGAAAAUACCAAUGGAUAUAAACGCAAAAAGCAACCCAGCAGUACCACGAAUCAGCCUUAAUACAAUUAACCUGAAAGGACUCCACGCAGCCCAGGACCAACUCAUGAUGCAACCACCACUUCAUCUGAGAGAGAUGGAUCUCCCAACUUUAUAUCACACCACAAUUCCCUUUUACGCCGUGUUAUCAAGCAUUGCAAUAUUCGCUAUCAUAAUCUCAGUUCGUUACUACUACAAGACUAAAAAGCAAGAACAGAUCCAGAAUAACACCCAACAUAGCUAUGAAAAGCCCGAAGAAUCCGAAGUCAAAAAGGCAUUACCAGCAACUUUUUCUCUCAAGGUUCUAAAAUAG
This is a messenger RNA of Parnassius mnemosyne (clouded apollo), 2742 nucleotides long. The record is from the annotation of a GenBank genome assembly. Lineage: Eukaryota; Metazoa; Arthropoda; Insecta; Lepidoptera; Papilionidae.